This is a messenger RNA of Aspergillus costaricaensis CBS 115574, 1716 nucleotides long. RefSeq names its product acyl-CoA oxidase. Gene Ontology annotation, cellular component: peroxisome. The transcript has 7 exons. The record is from RefSeq and is a predicted model, not a curated record. Bases 1 to 1716 code for a protein of 571 amino acids. Gene Ontology annotation, molecular function: FAD binding; fatty acid binding; acyl-CoA oxidase activity. Gene Ontology annotation, biological process: lipid homeostasis; fatty acid beta-oxidation using acyl-CoA oxidase. Lineage: Eukaryota; Fungi; Ascomycota; Eurotiomycetes; Eurotiales; Aspergillaceae.
AUGCAGUCCCACCAUUCAUUCAAAUCGUCCACGCUUAGCCUCCUCUCCUCAAAACUCUUCGAGCAUCAUUAUGAGGAUGGUCCUCGUAUCGAAGAGCUAGAAAGAUCAUAUCACCGAGCCAGAGCAAUCGGUCAACUGCAUGGCGUGACCCUCGAGGAUUGCCUUCAUAUGACCCCCAAGUUCUGGGCCGUCCACAAAGAUGGAAUUAUUGUUCGAGAUGCCGUUGCCCACAUAUUGGUAACGAUUCAACUUAAUCUGGUGGCCGGUACAGUGGCACCUUUUGCCCUCAAGAGACCCGAUCUCCAUCCGCUAAUGAAAGAGAUAUUGAACUUCGAUAUCUCUGUACCAUUCAUGCUGAAUGAAGUCGGCCAUGGCUGCGAUUCCCGGAAUCUGGAGACCACGGCAACCCUGCAGCGUGAUGGCAGCUUCAUCCUCAAUACGCCUACACCUGAGGCAGUAAAGUUUAUGCCACCAUCAAUGCCAAUAAAGGGCAUUCGGCGAGUAGCCAUUGUGUGUGCACGGUUGAUAGUUGACGAAGAGGACCGUGGUAUCCGGACCUUUGUCGUCCCGUUAAACAAUGGAAUGGAGAUGAACAAGGGUGUUCGUUCAUGGCUUCUCCCCCCAAUCACUGGAGGCAGGGUUCUCGACCAUAGCUUGACCUCUUUCGACAAUGUCCAUCUUCCAGCGAAUGCAAUGUUGGGUGAACUCGCGAUGCCUGCCGACCUGCGCGCCCAGUAUCUAUCAGCCAUACACCGUCUGGGCACCGGAGCCCUUGCUUUAAGCUUGUGGAUCAUUCCCUUUCUGAAGUGCGCCGCAUAUUGCGUCGGCAAAUACAGCCAACGCCGGACUGUCCAAGCAGGUGUGCACGGGGAACGCGUCCCUAUUAUUUCGUUCAGAACACAGCAGCUCCCAAUCUUGCACUCCCUUGCGCAGAUUGCUGUCAUGGAACCGUUUAGCGACUGGCUUACACACCUCUACAGCACAGACAACUCACUUCACCCUGGAGCGAAACAUGGUCUGGGGGUCAUCAUCAAGGCGGUUUUCUUACAGAAUGGGCAAUGGAGUCUAGCAAACCUUAUUGAGCGAAGUGGUGCACAAGGAGUGUACCCACAUAACCAGAUGGCCACGUUUGAGGUUUUCACCCGGGCUACCGGUAUUGCAGAGGGAGAGGUUUUGGUUCUCUCAAUCCGCCUUGCCACGGAGCUUUUACUUGGUCGAUAUGCUAUUCCCGGGCCUACAAAGCCUGAUUGUCUACUUGCACAGCAUGAGGCUGGCAUCUUUUCCGAGCUGCGGAGAAAGCUGAAGAAGAUCGGCAACCAUCGCGGUGACGAAUACAGCAAGCAAGUACUUCCCCAUCUUCGGCCUAUGAUCAUAGCGAUCGGACAACGCAUGGCGUAUGAGGCUGCAGUUGACGCAUCCAUUGACCCUGAUUUGCUGGCUCUAUACGAGGCGGGAGCUAUGAAAUCAGAUCCUGCCUGGUUCUCAGAGCAUCUUGGGAUUAGUAGGGAUGCCCAGUUCCAGAAGGAGUGUGACGCAGUGGAUGCGGUUUACCGCCGUCUCGACGAGCAUCUGGAUAACUUGCAGAUUGAGCCCUAUAUCACGGCUCCAAUGCUGACCGCUGACAGAUGGAUGGGAAUCAUCAAGGCGGUCCCGGAGUUUACAGGAAAUGGAGAGAUGAGCUUCCCAGGUGCUCAGGAGUUUCAAUCUAAGCUUUAA